Messenger RNA from Pantherophis guttatus, 2394 nucleotides. It is a transcript of the gene WFIKKN2, whose product is annotated as WAP, follistatin/kazal, immunoglobulin, kunitz and netrin domain containing 2. The record is from RefSeq and is a predicted model, not a curated record. Lineage: Eukaryota; Metazoa; Chordata; Lepidosauria; Squamata; Colubridae. Gene Ontology annotation, biological process: transforming growth factor beta receptor signaling pathway. Gene Ontology annotation, molecular function: serine-type endopeptidase inhibitor activity; transforming growth factor beta binding; receptor antagonist activity. Gene Ontology annotation, cellular component: extracellular region.
UCUUUCUCCCCUCUCCUUGUAACAAAUCUGUACGACUGCCACCAGGACAUAAGAAGCGUGUGCCUGUCACAGAAAUAGAGUUUACUUUUUCCAAGUUGUUAUAGAGCAGCAGGGUAUAAAUACAGCUAACUCUGACUUGGACUAAGAGCCUUUCGCUUAAAAUAAGGGGGCGACUUCCCAAGACUUGGAAGCCAACAAGGUCCAGAUCAGAUUGCACCAGGGAACAAGGUAGAAAGGACACCGAGAAAACAGGUGUAGUUGCUUCCUUUGUUUCAGCUCUUCUUCUUCUUUUUUUAAAGUCAAGCACAGCCACACCCAGACCCGAGUCAAUUGUCAGUAUUUUCUCCGGAGCUAACCCAAGAUGUCCUUUUUCAAACUCUUCAUGCGAUGGAUAUGGAUAUGGAUGUUGUCCUGGGACCGCCUUAUCUUGUUGCUUCUGCAGCUCCUGCUCAAAAGCUCAGCUUUGCCUCCAAUCCGGUAUUCUCACGCUGGGAUAUGUCCAAACGAUAUGAAUCCCAAUCUCUGGGUUGACGCACAGAGUACCUGUGGGAGAGAGUGUGACGCCGACCUGGAGUGCGAGACUUUUGAGAAAUGUUGCCCUAACGUUUGUGGAACACGAAGUUGUGUUGCAGCCCGGUACAUGGAUGUCAGAGGGAAGAAAGGACCUGUCGGGAUGCCCAAAGAAGCCACGUGUGACCGAUUCAUGUGCAUCCAGCAAGGUUCAGAGUGUGAUAUCUGGGAUGGGCAGCCUGUCUGCAAAUGCAAAGACAGGUGUGAAAAGGAGCCAAGUUUUACAUGCGCAUCUGAUGGGCUCACCUAUUACAACAAGUGCUACAUGGACGCAGAAGCAUGUACCAAAGGCAUCACCCUCCAUGUGGUGACUUGUCGCUAUCAUCUCACCUGGCCAAACACCAGCCCUGUCCCAGCAGAGACUACAGCUCCACCCACAACUGCUUACUUGGAGACUACCAUCACAGACAUCCUCGCACCUGUUUUAGUCAACAACCCAGCCCUUCAGUUGGUCUACGUAGGAGAGACGGUAAGCUUUCUUUGUGAUGUCACCGGUCGGCCUAAACCAGAAAUCACUUGGGAGAAGGAGACUGAGAAUAAAGAGAAAGUUAUUAUGAAGCCUAACCACGUCCAAGGAAAUAUCGUUGUCACCAAUAUUGCCCAGCUGGUAAUCUAUAACACGCAACUACAAGAUGCAGGGAUUUACACCUGUAUAGCCAAAAACCUUGGUGGUGCUUUAAGGGUUGAUUUUCCAUUGUCGGUUCUCCAAGGAGAAGCUACUUUUCCAGAAUCAGUGCAGAAUAAAACUCAUUUUCCAACCAACGAGUGCCUAAAGCAACCCGACAGUGAGGAUUGCGGAGAAGAGCAAACCAGAUGGUAUUAUGACGCAAAGAAAAACAACUGCUUUACUUUCAUUUAUGGGAACUGUAAUAGCAAUCUCAAUCAUUUUGAGACCUACGAGAGCUGUAUGUUGACAUGCAUGAAUGGCCCCAUCAACAUCUGCAAUUUGCCGGCCCUGCAAGGUCACUGCAAAGCCUAUGAGCCCCGGUGGGCAUACAACAGCUUGACAAAACAAUGCCAGUCUUUCAUUUAUGGAGGUUGCGGAGGCAACGAGAAUAAUUUUGAAAGCCGAGAGGCCUGCGAAGAAUCGUGUCCUUUCCCUCUGGAUAGGCUCUGUAAAGCUUGCAAGGCUUGCAAACCCCGGCAAAAGCUGGUGACCAGCUUCUGCAAAAGCGAUUUUGUGAUUCUUGGCCAUGUCAUGGAGCUGACAGAGGACCAAGAUUCUGGCCAUGCCCUGGUGAUGGUAGAGGAGAUUCUGAAGGAUGAGAAAAUGGGGCUUCAGUUCCUGGGAAGGGAGCCUUUGGAAAUCACCUUGUUAAACAUGAACUGGAGCUGUCCGUGCCCCAACAUUACGGCAACGGAAGGCCAGCUCAUCAUCAUGGGGGAUGUCUACAAUGGAAUGGCUGUUUUACAGCCGGAUAGUUUUGUUGGGGCCUCAAGUGUCCGACGCGUUCGAAAACUUCGUGAGGUCAUCCACAAGAAAACCUGUGAGCUAUUAAAAGAGUUCAUAGGACUGCACUAAUGCCCUGACAGUAGCUCACUGGCUUUCCAACAUUUGUGCAUUAUAUAGUGCUAACAAACAAUAGGAUUACCCUGAAAACCCCUUGUGUAACUCUCGUUUGCUGAUAUAUAUUAUGUAUUACAUAUGAAGGAAUGAGUGGCAUGUAGCAGAGAGACAGUUGUCUUUUUGACAAGUAUUUUAAAAUAGCAGUAAACAGCAAUUAAUCUUUAGAUUUCAAUUUAUCUAUCGCUCUAGAAAUGCCAUCUGGUGUUUAUCGUUUGCUAACAAUGCGAUUUUCAUCAUAUAAAAAAAUCAAUUCCGCA